AUGCAGAACCUCAUCCACAGCUUCAUCGAUCCCCUCCGCGAUCGCUUUGCGCCCAUCAACAAUACGUCCAACUUCCGCGCCACCGGCCAAAUCACCGUCGAUGAGUUUGUGUCCGCCGGCGACUUUCUCGUCUUCAAGUUUCCYAGCUGGAGCUGGGCCGAUGCAGCCUCCCCCUCGCAACGAUCACCACAUCUGCCGGUUGGCAAGCAAUAUCUCGUCACUCGCGGAGUUCCCUGUCGCAAGCGCAUCAAGGCGGAUGAUUUUGCGGGAAGUGGCGAUGAUGACCAGCUCAUCAAGGACAUGCUCAAGGAGACGGGUGUGGAGGUGGCCGGCGAGGACGACGGUUGGCUGAAAGCGGGAGGAAACAGUGGAGGGGAAGAUCGCAAGAGUGCUGCCCUCAUGAAGGACGUUAAGACCGUAGACGAGGAUGGAAAAGAGGAUGAAGAGGGCUAUGAGACGGAGGAGGAGAUUCCCGACAUGGAGGACGAGGAGGAAGACGAAGAGGCCAUUAUCCGCGAUCCCGGCAAAAAGGGCGGCGUCAASGAUGGCCUCCGCACAUACAMCCUCUAUAUCGCCUACUCUCCGUACUACCGCACGCCUCGACUGUACCUCUCCGGCUAUGAGGCUAGCACCAACCACCCUCUACCGCCGCUCAGCAUGAUGGAGGAUAUUGUCGGCGACUACAAAGACAAGACGGUCACUCUCGAAGACUUUGUCUUUACGGAUCCUCCCAUCAAGACAGCAUCGGUCCACCCUUGCAAGCAUGCCAGCGUGAUGAAAGUACUCCUCGACCGUGCAGAUGCUGCUCUGAAGCUACGUACGGAGAAGAYGAAGCACGGUGAGAAGCCGUCGGAUGCCGGCAUGGAGGGUCUCGUCGAACAGACCGCUGCUCUCCACCUUUCCAAUGACAAGUCGGCGCCCAAAGACAAGGACAACGAGGCGGACUGGGAAGUUCUCUCCUCGGACAGCCAACCCGAUGCAGAGGUACCGGCCAUUCGUGUGGAUCAAUACCUUGUGGUCUUCCUUAAAUUCAUGGCUUCGGUGACGCCGGGAAUCGAGCAUGACUUUACCAUGGGGGUCUGA
Ramularia collo-cygni is the source of this 1083-nucleotide messenger RNA. RefSeq names its product related to Autophagy-related protein 3. Gene Ontology annotation, cellular component: cytosol; cytoplasmic ubiquitin ligase complex. Gene Ontology annotation, molecular function: Atg8-family ligase activity. The coding region runs from base 1 to 1083 and encodes 360 amino acids. The transcript is spliced from 2 exons. The record is from RefSeq and is a predicted model, not a curated record. Gene Ontology annotation, biological process: autophagy of mitochondrion; nucleophagy; autophagosome assembly. Lineage: Eukaryota; Fungi; Ascomycota; Dothideomycetes; Mycosphaerellales; Mycosphaerellaceae.